AAAAAGAAAACCAUCUGGUUCUGACAAAAUCAGAAUCUGACUUCAAGGAUUUCAAGGCUAUAAGGGAACUACUUUGUAAACAUAAUAUCAACCUACACGAUUUAUAUACUGAUCCAUUGGCUUAUAAGGACUAUACUGCAGCAAUUGCGUAGACAAAACAAAUAGAGUCGGAACAAUUGGAAAUCUAGAAUGAGUGCAAUAACUGACGAAUACCUGAAGAAUCAAAUUGCUUCAGAACCAUGGCCUAAAACAGCUUAUCUCUAUCAACCGUACGAAGAGGGUCAGAUUCUGUUGGCCGAAAACGCCAGUUGCUUGGCAGUACGUACUUAUCUUACGAUGUUGGAGCUACCGUUCAAGGUUGAACAACGGGCUAAUGCAGAAUUCAUUUCCCCGGGGGGCAAGCGAACAAAACUGCCUGUUUUGCGGGUGGAAAACUACACAUACGCCGAGUUUGAACCUAUUCUUAGCUUUGUCGAGCAGAAAAAAUUGACAUUGACCGAAGCUUUGUCAGCCGAGGAUAAGGACGAUAUCCGUACCUACCUUUGUUUAGUGGAACAAAUUUUUACUAAUGCAGAGCAAUACAUCAGCUGGUUGGAUCCAAAAGUGCUAAACGAAAUAACCAAACAACGUAACGGUUGCGUUUAUCCUUUUCCACUAAAUCACAUUCAAAACUGGCGCAAGGAACGAUCAGUGCGCCGCCAGCUAAGUGUGGCGGAAUUUUUAACUCUGAAACUUGAGGAAGUUGUUCAAAGGGUAGACAAGCUGUGCGAAUCUCUCAGUAUGAAAUUGGGGAAGCAACUCUAUUUCUACGGCGAUGAGCCCACUGAAUUGGAUGCGUUGGUGUUCGGACAUUUGUUUAGUAUUUUUACAAUGACCCUGCCAAACAAUGUACUGGCUGAAACCAUCAACAACCACAAAAACUUAACAAUUUUCUGUAAAAAUGUAGAAGAGAAGUACUUUAAAAAAUCUGCCAGUACCGCCAAAAAGGCCUAGACAGCACCAUUUCUAAUUGUAGUUGUUUUAGAAGCAUCAAAUAAACCUGUUUGUUUUCAAGCUGUUUC
Molecule: messenger RNA, 1061 nt
Organism: Sabethes cyaneus
Lineage: Eukaryota; Metazoa; Arthropoda; Insecta; Diptera; Culicidae
Product: metaxin-2-like
Exons: 4
Coding region: 190-993 (267 amino acids)
Biological process (GO): mitochondrion organization
Cellular component (GO): SAM complex
Source: RefSeq, a predicted model, not a curated record